Molecule: messenger RNA, 2852 nt
Organism: Limulus polyphemus (Atlantic horseshoe crab)
Lineage: Eukaryota; Metazoa; Arthropoda; Merostomata; Xiphosura; Limulidae
Product: phospholipid phosphatase 2-like
Exons: 6
Coding region: 136-846 (236 amino acids)
Biological process (GO): signal transduction; phospholipid metabolic process; phospholipid dephosphorylation
Molecular function (GO): phosphatidate phosphatase activity
Source: RefSeq, a predicted model, not a curated record
CUGACGGAGUCACACAUUACCUUUGUAUUCUGUUGCUUGUCCCUCGUCGGUAUAAUUCCACCAAAACAUAUAGGAUUUUCAUGCAAAGAUGUUUUAAUUCAACAUCGUUUUGAAGGAGACACUGUUACUGGUGCAAUGUUGUUUGGAUCUCUUCUUUUUGGACCUGCCCUUCUGUUUUUUAUAACAGAAGCAGCUCAUAAUCAUCCCAUUACCUCAAGGACUCAUUUUCAACAUUGCUACAAACAGUGGCUAACAGUAUUAGGAGACUUCCUGUUAGGCUUUGUGUAUGUAAUGUUUAUUACAGAGCUUAUAAAGACAUUAGUUGGUGAACUCAGACCUCAUUUCCUGCAAACUUGUAAACCUGACUGGUCAAAAAUCAACUGUUCUCAAGGGAUUAUUACUGAAUACAAAUGUACCAAUAAGAGUCCUUACUGGCUAGUACAAGUGGAUAUCUACAAAUCUUUUCCAUCAGGCCAUACAUCACUUUCUUUCUACACAUUAGUGUUUGUCAGUCUUUAUGCACAAGUUCGUAUUCGGCGUACUUCAAGAUCACACCUUCUAAAGUCAUGGGUGCAACUAUUGUUCCUUUCCUGGGCCUUAGUAUGUAGCUUAACCAGAAUUUCUGAUUACCGCCAUUUUUGGUGGGAUGUUCUAGCAGGAUCUCUGGUGGGAAUUAUAGGAGGAUUUGUAUCAGUCAGAUGUUUUGUACAGAACAACUUCAGUUCUGUACAAACAGAAGAAGAAAGUGAAAUAACAGUGAGCUCUGGAAUAAUAAGUAAAGCAUCUUCUUCUAUCAAGCCUAAUGAGAAUUUUACAACAUAUGUAGAAAAUAUAACAGUUAAGUAGAAAUGUGGAACAAGACAUCAACUACAAUAAUUUCUUCUGCACAUAACUGAAACAAAAAAGUUAUGCCUAUUCAGAAAUAUGGAAUAAAACAUUAAGUACAAUAAUGUCUUCUAUAUAUUAUUCUGAACUGGGCAAUUUACUGAACAGUCAUUAUCUAUAUCGCCUGCUUUUCUGAAAUAUAAAACUUCAGCCUUUGAGAAAUGUGAACAAUAAACAAAAUAAACCUUUCUGUGUAUGUGAUUCUGAAAUAGAAACAAAUGUGAACUGUUGAUAGAUGUACAGUAAGGCACUAGGUACAAUAUACUACUUGUUUCAAGUUCUUGUUUUCCCACAAGAUAUUAAAUCUGUUAUGUGCUGUCAGUGGCUUACGAUAGACGAUGAUCUUGUAUAGAUGUACAUGUAAUGUUCAGAAUUGAUUUAGUACAAUGUAUGUGUACAUAUAUUUAAAUUCAGAUAAAUUUUUGGUAACCUUUAAGCAGUGAAUAUUUAAAAAUAUAUAAAAUGAGUAAUGAUUUCAUAAUCAAAUCAACUAAUGUAGAAAUAUAAACUCGGGUGUGUUGGUUGAUUGGUUAUACAAAUGAUAGCUAAAAUUUCCUCAGAUGGAUUUAAAUCAGCUCAAAUGCAGAAAAAAUAAAUAAAUCAUACUUAUAAGUGACACUUUAAGGUGUUGGUUACUGUAAAGGAUUUAUUUCAAUUUUGUCUUUUUGAAAACUAAACUGCAUGCACCCAGGAUAAUGACAUUAGUAAUGGAACAGAGCUCAGUGACAUGAGGCUUCAUUUUCAUUUUAAACAAUUGGUUAGGAAUAAUCUCACAAACAAAAAUAAAAAAAAUAACUGAAUAAUGCUGUCAGGCAUAUUUAACACUUAUAGCUAUACAAUAAAUGUAUUAUUAUAUAUGUAUAUAUUCAAAUGAUUAUAUUUUUAUCAUUAAUCUUAGAAUGUUUUAUAGGAGAUAGGUGAUUUAAACUUUUUUAGAUGUUUUGGAAAUAAGGUUUAACUUUCAAGGUCGUUUUUGUCAUCUCAUAUGUUACAUUAAUUGGAAGUUUAUUUAAUAAGAAUUUUGUGCACUAUUAUUUGAGUGAAUUAUGUCAUCAUUUGAAUUAUAUAUGUUUAAACAAUAGAGAUAUUUUUAGAAUGAUGUAGAACUUGAUAGCAUGGACCGUGUGUUUGUACACAUAUAAAAUAGUUUUGCUUAAAAUGAAUAUUUAGUGGCAUUUUUUUAUAUUUUACAUUUAGAUUCUUCUUUCAAAAUGACAUUUGAAACUGAAUUAGGUUUUUUAUUUAUCAUAUGUAACAAACAGAAAUAGUUGCAAAGUGAAAGAGAUUCUAAAUCAUGUAAUGCUUAGUACAGUAGUGUCCAUAAUUGCAACCUAUGAUUUUUCCAGUUGUUAAUGGUAUCUUCUUAAACUAUCAUAUUGUGGAAAACGUUUAUCAAAACUUAAUGUAAUUGAGAAUACUUGAUAAAUCUUUGUUGUUUCUGUAUUACAUUAUAAAUUUUCAUUUGAACAGAAACUUGAUUUUGAGGGCUGAAAUGUAUAUAUGAGUUUAAUUUGUGUAAAGCAGGCCUUGACAAAUCUCAGGGUUCAGGUCGCCAUGGUAACUAAAUAUUUCAUCAUGACACUUAGUAUUUUCUCCCAUUUUAUUCUUGCGUAGGGCUGUGAUAAAUAGAACUCGAAUCUAGAACAGUUUUGGACUCUUGGAAGUCCAGAACUAUUUCUGCAUUGUUUUAGUCCUACAUCAAACUUUGCUUCUAGGAUUUUAAUGACAGAUUCAGCACUUCUUCAUGAUUUUUCAGGAACGAAGCACUGUGGUUGUGCAACACGUUACUAAUUUUAUGCCAUUUUGUUUUUCUUCUUUCUCUCAAUUAAACCAAUCACUACAUAUGUUUAGACUCGUAUGGGACCAAAGGCAGUUAGUUUAGGCAAUACUGUGAAGUGGUUGUUGAUAUCAUGUGAUUGUUAGCAUGUACUCCUUGCUGUGAAAGUAAAUAAAUAUACACUGUUUAA